Molecule: messenger RNA, 5084 nt
Organism: Paramuricea clavata
Lineage: Eukaryota; Metazoa; Cnidaria; Anthozoa; Malacalcyonacea; Plexauridae
Source: the annotation of a GenBank genome assembly
GACGGUAUCAACCUCGCGUAUUUGCGAUUAGUAAUAUCAUCAGUAUAUGAAGUAUGCAGGAUUUACCACUGGCUGGGCUAACAGUGGGCUACGUUUCUUGUCAAAUACACAAACAUACUCAAAAGUCAAAAGUGAUUUCGAUGGAUUUAGAAGAUAAAUUGCUUGGUUAUAAAGCUCAAAAUUAUGUCUCUAGCUCUGAAAGUGAAGGGGAAGACGAUGAAGAUAGCGGGCGAGAGAGUGGGGGUGAAGUAAAGAAUAAAAACACUGAAGAAACACCGCAAUUGGACCUCCGUGUCGAUGGACCAAUGGUAAAAUGAUUUAUUUAUGAAACAAAAGGCGUUUUCGUGGUCUAUAUUGUUUGUAGAUUCAGCGGUUAUUUUACUUUCUAAUUCUUUAAUUAACAUGAUAUAAUUGCUACAUUGAAUGUGGGUAUUUGAUUACUUAGAAACAUCAUUUUAUAAACUUUCAGAUUUUGUAAUUUCACAAGAAAGCAUACAAUUAUAGAAUGGUUCAUUAGGACAAGAAUACUGAGGGAGUGUACAAGGCCGGUGAGAGGGGCAAAGUAAACGGGGCCCGAAGUGCUCAGAGGGGCCUGGAAAUCUUGGUAAAAUGUUCGUAUCGUUUAUCAUAAUGCUUUAUGUUUGUCCUAAAUGAAAUAUGCCUACUUGCACACUAUCCGCUGAUCAUUGUGAUCAAUUGUAAAACGUACUAAAUGUGAGAUAAAUUGUUUUCUCUGCUAAAACAGUUAAACAUUGUUCACAUUGCGUCUUUAUCAGUUAUGCAGCGAUUUCUCGCAAGUAAUUUGCUGGCGAUUCCCUCGUUGAUUGUGAUUAAAAAAUAGACUUUGGUGUGGCCAUCAGUGUGAGUCAAGAAGGCCGUGGGGCCGUGGUUGGCUCUCGCCGGCCUUGGGUGUUUAUAUGGAGGCGAGCAAGCCCCAGUGCACAAGCUAGCUCAUUUUACUGAUUUGAUUUCAUUCCGUGUUUACAUGAGACUUUUGAGGCAUGCUGACUCACCAAAACAAACCACUAGCAUAGAGUAGAUACAUAUACAGAGUUAAAACUGGUUUUUGUGUGUGUGCUCAGCAAGUUUCUAGAUGCAUGCAUCCCCAUUGGAUGGUGGCUUGCUUUAACUGCUCAUGGAACUUGCCGACCAUGCGCAGUUGAUACUUUUUUGGCCGGUUGCCUGAAAAAAGUGGGUGCAUGAAAACGUAAGUUUUCUGCAGUGUUUACGACGGCCAGUCCCACCUCUGUAUGCAUCUACUCUGUGCCACCAGUUGCUACAACUAGUAUAAUAUAAAUAUAUUUUGUACCUGAAAUUCACACUUUUGCAAUCGACAUUCAUGGUUAUAACUCACAGGAUCGUUCACAGAGACCUUUUAAGAUCAAAAUCUGUUGUUGCAAAUUGUAACAUUAUCUUAAAAAUGACUUCACACAGCUGCAGUAUGUAAAGUUACACCUCGCCACACUAUUCAAAAGAAUCAAUGUUGUAUUUUGGAGAAAAGUAAUUAACAUUUUCAAACCUUUAUUUUAUUUUUCAAAUUUAUCUUUUUUAUUUUAUUACUAUUUUAGACAGGACCAAAAGGUGUGCUUGAAGAUUAUCGAAGAUAUCGACAGCUUGCAGCAGAACAACGUGAGGAAAAGAAGGCGGAGUUAGAAGCUUUGGCAAAAAAAUUUUCAAUUACUUGUCAGAGUAGUGUAAGUUUGAUUAUUUUAGCUCACACUCGUUAGAAUAAAUAGUCGUAUAUUACAAUGAUUAACUCAUUAUGUGGCAGCAAUCUCCCCUUGUCUGUCAUUAAACAAAGUAAAAUAAUAAAGUCCAUACAUUGCUACUUAAAGAGUGCAUUGCUAGUUAAUUCUUAGCUAAUUGAAUACAGUGUUAGUGCGUAGGCAGUUACGAUAUAUUGAUAUUUUCGAUAAAUAUGAUAUUAAUAGUUUUGUUUGUGGAAACACCACGUAAAUUUAUUACUGCAGUAAUAAUUUUACGUGGUGUUUCCACAAACAAAACUAUUAUAUUUUAUCGCCAUGCAAACAUACAAAGAACUUAAAUAUGAUAUUGCAAAAAUAUCCAUAUUUGAUUUUUCAAUAUUUUUUUAUUAUCGAUAAUUUUUUUUCGAUAUCGAUAUAUAACGAUUUUUUUCAAUAUCGCAACUGCCUAUAUUAGUGACCUCUCUUAAGUAAUGCCUCUCAUGAACAGUUAUCUGAUUCAUAUCAUGAUCCUCUAGCGUGAAUAUUGAUGCAAAUUGAAAAGUUUACAAGUUCACGAGAAAAUACUCAAACACUAAUAAAUUUUCACAUAAACAAAGAAAAGUCAUUACAAUGAGAUAUAGCUGAUGGGAGACCGCCAAGCGAAGACUGUCUCGUUAAGAAUUUUUACAAGUUAUUUUAUAGGCUAGCUAUUAAAGGCGAGGCAGAACAACAAUUAAGAUUAGUGUCAAGAUAAUUAGGAAGUAUUAACACAAUUAGGCUGGAAUUGAUAAUAAGCUAAAAAUGUUUAAGUGGUGGCUGCCAAGAGGAAAUUUAAAGUUAAUAGUAUUUGUGGCAUAAAGAUUUAUUCUGGGUGAGCCUAUUUCCUAAAAGGUUUAUGAAAAAUAAAGUGAAAUAUAUAAAAGUUUGAUAAUGUUCCAAAUUUUAGCAUGUUGCUAAAAAAAUUGUUGGGACGAAGCAAAAGUUGCCUCUUGUGACAUGGUCUUUACCAUGCGAAGGAAAAUGCAUGGUUCAUCUUUGUUCUUUUUCUCCAAAGCUAGAUGAAGAAAAAGAAAAGAGUGCUACAAAAGAAUUUGAAUUUGAUGAAGAAGAUGAGUUUGUAAAGAUGUACCACAUGAAACGAUUACAAGAAAUGAGACGUCGAGCUGAGGAAUAUGUCUCGUCAAUUAGGCAAGCACUGAUUUAUACUUGACACAGGAUGACCUGCCUGGGCGAACGUUGAAGAAGCGAAAUGUAGUUUGUCUGAAAUUCCAUCCAUAGUUAUCUUUUUAGUCUCAGGCAAACGUGUGUGUAUACUAAUAGGCAAUGUUUUAGUUUAUGCCUGCAGGGGAUGAUGGGAAGUAAGGUAUCAUAGUGCUGAUUAUGCUGAUAAGUUUCAAUAAAAACUACCGAAACAACCAAAAUAUUUCAAUAUUUACAAGUAUAAGCUAUCACUUCGUGUUUACACAGCCACCAUUUCUAUUUUUUCAGCAUAAUCAGCAAUGCGAUACCUUACUUCCCAUUGUUCCCUGCAUGCAUAAACUAAAAGCUGGAAUUGCCUAUUAACAAAAUAGAUAAGAUUUUUCUGUUGUCUGUUCAGUUAUAGAUGCACAGUAUAUGACAUCAUAAUGUGUAGUGUAGUAGUUUUGACUGUGUGCAUGAUUGCAUGAACAUGCAAUGGUAUGGCUAGAGUAUUGAAUUUGUGGGAGGCGAAACAAACAUAAAUUUCAAAAACAAGCACCGAUGCUGUGUGAGUCCUAGGCAGGGUUUUUUCAGGAUUUUCUCUUGGGUCCAUUUUUGCAGAGAAGAUUGAGUUUAGCUGAACAGCUGGGGUAGCUGCACCCCCCCCCCCCCCCAGUAGCAGAAAUAGUGAGUUGCUAUCUAAAAAGUUGUGAGAUUGACUGAAAAAUCGUGAGACUUAGAAAUAUUCAGGUUUGCUCAUUGAUAUGACCAGGGUUAACUUUAACAACAUUAGAAAAUAAUCAAUAGAUAUUCAGUCUUAGGAAAGUAUGCGUUAUAUUUUGUUAAUAUAACCGUAAAUGCAAGGCUUAUUAAGAAUAGGUGUUUUUUCUUUAUGGCUUCCACUGUACAAAAAAACAAGAAAAUUAUGAGUAAUAUUAAGACUAGAGGACAAUAAACUUAGCAGGACACGCCUUUCACUUUGUAACACAAACAUCACGUAUACAAAAUUCUGGCGUUGUACAUUGUGCAUUAUUAAUACACUAAUAAAGUAUGAUGUUUCCUUGGAAGAGUGUGCCUAAUUGUAACUAGAUGUUGCGCUUUUCGAUGAUUUCAUAAGUUCCGAAAAUCGUGAGAUUUGGGGACUUAAUCGUGAGAUCGUGAGAAAGCAUAAAAAAUCGUGAGUCUCACGAUUAAAUCGUGAGACUUGGCAGAUCUGUUUCAAUCCUGGUAUCCCCGUUGGACACUGAGCAUUAGCGAUCUUCAGUCACUUAUAAUGUAAUGAACUAAAUAACUUAAUUCAAUCAUAUAUUCUAAUUUUUGGCUUUGCUUCUACUACAGGCCAACUUUUGGUACGCUACAAGAUAUCCCAGGCAAGGAGUAUCUUGAUGCUGUAGAUAAAGAGAAUGCUAAUGUUGUCAUUGUGAUGCAUCUGUAUCAGCCUGUAAGUUAGACAUAUUACAGUCAAUUUCACAUAACUUUUGCCAAGAUAUUCCAAACUUUGUUCCCAAAUUUGUUGCGAAGUUCAAAAGUUCAUAAUAUUUUUACAAACUGGUUGGUUAGGUAAGCAUUUGAUUGGUUUCUUUUAAUUAGAGGACCAAUCAAUUUCAGUAUUUCAAUAUGAACUUUCAUAACAGUAUCAAUUGCAGAAUUUCAGUAUGAACCUCCGAAUAUUUUGGCAAAAGUUAUGUGAAAUCGACUGUUAUUUUGAGUGUUGAUAUUGAUUAUUUCAAUCCUUCUUAAAUUGGCUAUUGAUCUGGGCUACUGAAAAAAUUAAACCGUGUUCCUGCUGACUGGUAACAUUGUACAACCAGGUAACUCGCACUGCUGAGAGCCAGAGUCUCAGAUUUUAAAUAGAAGUGUCAACCAGUCUGUAGUAUAGACACUUAUCCAGCAUGGAUGAACAUAAAUAUAAAUCAUGAUUUGUGUACGAAAAUUGUAAUCCAAGGAUGAAUAUUAACCCAUUAGAGACUAGCGCAUCAAUGGGGUAAACAGUUAUUCUUCUUAACAGGGUGUUGAAGGCUGUUCGGUAAUGACAGGUUGCCUCAAGGUUCUCUCCCAACAAUAUCCAAGGGUAAGCUUUAAUGCAUUUGUGGUUUCUCCUUCAUCUACAACAAUAGAAAGCAAUGAUUUAUAUGUUGUAACUUGUUCUUUCUUUAGGUCAAAUUUUGCCAAGUACUCGCAUCAGAAACUGGGAUUAGUAAAUAUUUUGUAAGUAUAUAA